This is a messenger RNA of Hemibagrus wyckioides, 2272 nucleotides long. RefSeq names its product selenophosphate synthetase 1 (gene sephs1). The record is from RefSeq and is a predicted model, not a curated record. Bases 211 to 1389 code for a protein of 392 amino acids. NCBI's taxonomy places the organism in Eukaryota, Metazoa, Chordata, Actinopteri, Siluriformes, Bagridae. Gene Ontology annotation, cellular component: cytoplasm. Gene Ontology annotation, molecular function: selenide, water dikinase activity; ATP binding. Gene Ontology annotation, biological process: L-selenocysteine biosynthetic process. The transcript has 9 exons.
UGCGCCGCGAAUGUUAGCCGGUUGAUUGUAGAAUACGCCAUGCGCCGUGUUUUAUUUCUCGUCAGGCGGUGGCCCAGGGCGACCGUUUUGCUCGCUUUGCAUUGUGGGAGCGUUGCCUUUUCUUCUAUCGGGAGGCGCCGCUAAAGCGAAACCGCUCCUGUUCUCUAACACGUUGUGUGGACUGGUGCGGGCUCCGUUAAUCUCUCCACCAUGUCAGUGCGGGAGGCUUUUAACCCAGAGAGUUACGAGUUGGACAAAAACUUCAGACUAACACGCUUCACAGAGCUCAAAGGCACCGGCUGCAAAGUCCCUCAGGAUGUGCUACAGAAACUUCUGGAGUCGUUGCAGGAAAACCAUUAUCAGGAGGACGAGCAGUUCCUCGGGGCAGUUAUGCCCAGACUGGGCAUCGGCAUGGACACCUGUGUGAUUCCUCUCAGACAUGGAGGCCUCUCGCUAGUACAGACCACAGACUACAUCUACCCUAUAGUGGAUGACCCUUACAUGAUGGGCAGAAUUGCGUGUGCUAAUGUCUUGAGUGACCUGUACGCUAUGGGAGUGACUGAGUGUGAUAACAUGUUGAUGUUGCUGGGCGUUAGUAACAAACUGUCAGAAAAGGAGAGGGACAAGGUGAUGCCGCUUAUUAUCCAGGGUUUUAAGGAUGCAGCAGAGGAGGCGGGCACAUCAGUGACCGGUGGUCAGACAGUCGUGAAUCCCUGGAUCGUACUUGGAGGCGUGGCCACAACGGUCUGCCAACCUAACGAGUUCAUCAUGCCAGAUAAUGCAGUGCCAGGUGAUGUGUUGGUUCUCACCAAACCUCUCGGCACUCAGGUAGCAGUCGCAGUGCAUCAGUGGCUGGACAUUCCAGAGAAAUGGAACAAGAUCAAGUUAGUAGUGACACAAGAGGAUGUGGAGCUAGCCUAUCAGGAGGCCAUGUUGAACAUGGCCAGACUCAACAGAACAGCGGCAGGUCUGAUGCACACGUUCAACGCACACGCUGCAACUGACAUCACAGGCUUUGGUAUUUUGGGUCACGCUCAGAACCUCGCCAGGCAGCAGCGCAGCGAGGUCUCCUUCGUCAUCCACAACCUACCCGUCCUCGCCAAGAUGGCCGCCGUCAGCAAAGCCUGCGGGAACAUGUUCGGCCUAAUGCACGGCACCUGCCCCGAGACCUCAGGAGGCCUGCUGAUCUGUCUUCCACGUGAGCAAGCCGCACGCUUCUGCGCCGAGAUCAAAUCUCCGAAAUACGGCGAAGGCCACCAGGCCUGGAUCAUCGGCAUCGUAGAGAAAGGCAACCGCACAGCUCGCAUCAUCGACAAACCCCGCAUCAUCGAGGUUGCACCCCAGGUGGCCACGCAAAACGUCAACACCACCCCAGGAACUACAUCCUAAAGCCGAGCCCACGCCUUCUGAACAUUUAGCACGCUCUAACACCACCACAGCGUAGAAACACACACCACCUGCCCAACCACGACCUUACGGCAGAUACUACAUGGACACACUUACCAGUUGAAAAAAGUAACAGGGAAUUAAAAUCCAUUGUUUUUGUUAUAUUUUUUUGUGUCGAAACGUUUUCUGUUACAAAAUGUCGCAGAAGCACCCAACUUUAAGGCAGCUUCUACAGUAUAUGAAGAGUAUGAUGAUAAUCUGAUACUGUCGAUUCAUUAUGAAUCUCUUCUCCUCUUCAAUUGGAAAAUAUACCCCCUCCCGUCCGCACCUAUUGCCCCCACCGACAUGCGUACAUUGUAGCAAUAUAUAUUGUUUUGCUUCGGAUGCUCCAUGUGCUAGCAGUAGAUCAGACUGUAGCCGAUAUGUUGAGCGAUAGAGAAAGUGAGUAUAUACAGGUUUUUUGUUUUUCUUUUCUACUUUCACUUUUGUAUGAUAUGUCCAUGGACUAAUCGAAAAUAAAGUGACCCAUGCCUGGUUUUGAAUGGGCGAAAAGAAUCAGAAGUAAUGAAACACCGUCCCCUAUCUUUCAAGGUGUACCAUGUCUACCCAUAAAGGCAGUGUGUUGACAUUUUGUCAGCGAAUGUAAACAGUGGAGAUGCAGUUUCUAUAUUGUGGGACGUUCACUGUUUUGUACAGGAGACAUUCAAUUCUUCUGUGAUGGAGCUGAGUUUUUAUAUUCCCCUCAGAAAACCCCCGGUAUUCUUUCUUUCUCUCUUUCUCUCUCUGUCUCUCUCUCUCUCUCUCUCUCUCUGUCUCUCAUUCACCAACAGUGACGUAUAUCUUUAUGCCCCCUGAAUAAAUCAGAUUUUUUUUAACCUCUUGGAAA